CUAAGAUACAAUCUAUUAAAUUGAUUGUAAAAAUACUUACGCUGACUGAAAUUGUAGCCAUCGGAUUAUCAAGGUGGGGCGAAAAGACGAUUAUACCCCUCAAACUGUUGUGUUGUAUGUGAAUGUUUCACCUAACAAAAAAAUUGAUAUGGAGAAAUUUCUCUGAGAAACACAAAAUUCAAUGGCUGCAACUUCUGUUGCUGCUGUCACAUUUUCAUGGCUUUCUCCAAUACCCAACUUCAACCCCGCAUCAUCUCACUCUCAAAAGUUGAGAAUGCAAGUUCAAAGACUGUCACUUCCCAUGGCCCUUCUCUCUACACCACUUUCCUCAAACUAUCCCCUUCUUCCUAUAACCCAACUUUUCUUAUCCAAUUCGAAUUUUCCUUCUGGUCCUCUCAUAUCCAAAACAAUCUCUAUAUCACCAACCACUUUGCCUAAGUUAAUGAGUGGGGUAUCUGCUAAACAAGGAUACAGUGAUGGCGAUGGUGAUUUUGAUUAUGAUGAUGGGUUUUACAUGAGGAAGUGUGUGGAGAUUGCAAGAAAGGCUAUCGGGUGUACCAGUCCCAAUCCCUUGGUGGGUUGUGUUAUUGUCAAGGAUGGAAAAAUUGUUGGUCAAGGGUUUCAUCCUAAAGCUGGCCAGCCUCAUGCUGAGGUAUUUGCUCUUAGAGAUGCUAAAGAUUCGACUGAGAAUGCAACAGCGUAUGUAAGCUUAGAACCGUGUAACCACUUCGGAAGAACUCCACCGUGUACUGAGGCUCUCAUUAAAGCCAAAGUGAAAAGGGUUGUGAUUGGAAUGGUAGAUCCAAAUCCACUUGUAGCAUCGAAAGGGGUUGAGAGACUCAGAAAUGCUGGGAUUGAAGUUACUGUAGGGAUCGAAGAAGAGCUAUGCAAGAGCUUGAAUGAGCCUUUUAUCCACCUAAUGCUCACUGGGAAGCCUUUCGUCACGCUUAGAUACUCACUCUCAGUCAAUGGCCAAAUUGUAGACCAGCUCGGAGAAGGAUCUACAGAGUCCGGUGGUUACUACUCGCAGUUGCUGCAAGAAUAUGAUGCUGUUAUAGUUUCAUCUGCCUCGAUAACUGACAAGCUAUCAAUUCCUCAAUCUCAAGAACCCGGAGCCAAUCAACCACUGUGGAUCAUUACAACAAGUAAUAAUAAUAACAAUACAUCUUUGGAUAAAAUAUUUGAUUUGCCCAUAAAAGAAGCAUCUACUAAGGUGGUAGUUUUCAGUAACCAAGAGAUAGUAGUAAACCCGAAAAUCGUUAAGAGAGAAAUAGAAACAGUAGUUUCGAAUCAAAUCAGCUUGAACACCAUUCUCGAAUACAGUAAGCGCCAAGGGUUUUGCAGUGUUUUGUUGGAUUUGAGAGGAAAUGUAGAUGAUAUUAAUGAGCUAGUGAAAGAGGGUAUUGAGCAAAAUUUGUUGCAAAAGGUUGUGAUUCAUGUGUUGCCUCAGUGGGUUGAAAAGGAUGGUGAGAACUCUUGUGUUGCAGCUCUGAGCAAUCUGGAUAAGAGUUUGGACAUUAAGAAAUUGAAGCCUAAAAUUUCUGGUAAGACUGUUUUACUUGAGGGAUAUUUUUGAGUGAAAAAUUGAGAAAUUAUGUUUAAUAGUAACAUUAGUUUUUGGAAUUUAUAUUUAUUAGCCAUUAAGAACAUUUAGAGUUAGUUGUUUUUAUUGUUGAAUUUAACUUUGUAAUGCUCUUUGGUGUUGAAUUUAAUAUCAAUAUUCUUUUUAAAUUUAAAAUAA
Molecule: messenger RNA, 1741 nt
Organism: Cannabis sativa
Lineage: Eukaryota; Viridiplantae; Streptophyta; Magnoliopsida; Rosales; Cannabaceae
Product: riboflavin biosynthesis protein PYRD, chloroplastic-like
Exons: 4
Coding region: 182-1576 (464 amino acids)
Biological process (GO): riboflavin biosynthetic process
Molecular function (GO): zinc ion binding; diaminohydroxyphosphoribosylaminopyrimidine deaminase activity
Source: RefSeq, a predicted model, not a curated record